AUGGAUAAUAUUUGGGAUGUGAAAAUAUGGCGUGAAGUAGAAGGAUAUUUCCCAGAUGACAACAAUGGAAGCCGAAUCAUGUUUACAAGUCGUAAUCAAAGACUGGCUUUCCAGGUCGAUCAAAAUUCCAUUUCACAUCAGCUUUGGCUGUUUUCAAAGGAAGAAAGCUGGGAUUUAAUGAAGGGGAAGCUAUUCUCUGGCGAUAGUGGAUGUUCACUAGAAUUCACAAAGAUUGCAAAAAGAAUUGCAAAUCGUUGCAAAGGCCUGCUUUUAGCAGUUGCAUUAAUUUCCUCACUUAUAGGAAGGAUGAAGAGACAGUUGGAUUUGUGGAACGAAGUUGCAGAAAAUUUGAAGUCACGUAUUGCUAGUGAGGGGUGUCAAAAUGUGAUUGAACUAAGUUAUAAAUUUUUACCAGAACAUUUGAAAUCGUGCUUUCUUUACUUUGGUGCAUUUCCGAGGGGAGAAAACAUUUGUGCUAGUACACUGGAUUGCCUAUGGAGUGCUGAGGGCUUUAUCAAGGUUGAUGAUACACAAUGCACCAAAGAUUUGGCAAAAGAAUACUUGAAUAAUCUCGUUUCUGAAAACUUAGUUGUUGUCUCUGAAAGAAAUUCCAUGGGUGGGAUAAAGGAAUGUAAUGUACAUGAUCUGUUAUAUGAUUUCAGCUUUGAGAAAGGUAGGGCAGAGAAUUUCUUAAAUUGGAUGGAGAAGAGUCUUUUCAUGGACCAAAGCUCUACUAGUCCCAAAAAGUAUGUCUGCCAUCGGCUUUCCAUUUGUGAUACUGACUCUUUGAUCAGGCCAAAACCAAUUCAUAUUAGAAACGAGUUACCAACAAGCAAAGUCUAUUCAUGUCUAUGGUUAGGUCAUCCUGCUGCAAGACAAGAAAGAACUCAAUUUAAUGUUCUGAGUCGUAAUUGCUUCAGAGUUCUUAGAGUGCUGAAUAUGGAAGGAAUUUAUGUGAAAAGCAAUCAGUUUCGAGAAAUUUUAUUGUUCAACAUUCAUCUCAGAUACUUGGCAGUAACUUUGGCGGACCAGUGCGGACUCAUUCCAUCAUCAAUAUCUAAUCUGUGGAACCUUGAAACUUUCAUAGUAAGAUAUUAUAAUCUUGCUUAUCCGUUACCUAAUUCAAUGUGGAAGAUGAGAAGUUUAAGACACGUUGAAUUGCUUUGCCCUGAACUGGACAUGCAAAAUUUCGAGGAUGUUGAUUCUGUUGGAGCAAGUAGCAUUGAGACACUUGGUAGUCUUGUCCUUGUUUAUGAUAGCAAUACAGUGAAAUAA
Messenger RNA from Oldenlandia corymbosa var. corymbosa, 1275 nucleotides. The record is from the annotation of a GenBank genome assembly. NCBI's taxonomy places the organism in Eukaryota, Viridiplantae, Streptophyta, Magnoliopsida, Gentianales, Rubiaceae.